AUGUCUGACGAUGAGCUUCAGCCUCAGAUCGAUGUUCGCCAGCUCACUUCCGAUGACGUUCACACCGUGAAGCUCCUCAUCAUGGCUAGAGGUCCAGGACCAAUCAAUCUGACUCUCAAGCUUUGCAACCACGAUAGACCUGGCCGCGAGGCUACAACCCCACUUGCACAAUUCAAUACGCUGCAACAAGGGUCGCAAGAUGACGGGAUUGGAGCCGCGAGCGGUGAGGUUCCACCUGGGGGCUGGCCCGUUGACUCGCAGGGUUUGCCUACGACGCAAGCGAUGUACGCGAUGGCCAGUCUCCCAUGGCCGCCAACGUCAGACACUCCAGACGCAGGCAACAAUGCACCCGACACUGCAGCCAUUCAAAUGGAUACUAUCGACGACUCCGCUACUGAGACGGACAGUCAAGCUCCCGGUGUGCUCCUGGUUGGUAACAUCAUCGCUGACCGACGUUGGUGUAACCACCUCAAGCACGAUGCUAGCAUUGCUGAGGGGACAAACGGCAAGGUGCAGGAAGGUCUGGGAGGGCCGGGAAUAGUGGUUGACGCAGUGGUGCCAAUGAGGCGUCAGGAGGACUGGCCGCCGUCGCCUGCGCCAGCUGUGCGGGAUCUCAUUGACAAUGAUCUACCGGCUCCUUGGCACACUCCCCGCGCAGUCCGCGUCGCUAAUGCAAACAUCCUUGCUCGCGACGUAACACCGCCGCCCGCCGAAGUACCUGACCCUCGGACCCCAAGUAAGGUCUCAGGGCAAUAUGGUACCGAAGCAUGGCAUCAGGAAAAAGUUCUCUGA
Rhodofomes roseus is the source of this 792-nucleotide messenger RNA. RefSeq lists its product as uncharacterized. The record is from RefSeq and is a predicted model, not a curated record. The transcript has 3 exons. NCBI's taxonomy places the organism in Eukaryota, Fungi, Basidiomycota, Agaricomycetes, Polyporales, Fomitopsidaceae. Bases 1 to 792 code for a protein of 263 amino acids.